AUGGGGAAACCACCCUCCCCGUUUCACUGUCUCAGCGAAACUCCGGCUUCGCCCCGGGCCGACGGGCAGGUCCCGUUCAGACAGCUGCCUCCCGGAGCGGACACGCCGCUGGGCGAGGCGCUCACGCCCCACGGCCUGAUACCCGGCCACCCCCCAGGGCAGCAGCCAUCGGCCUCGGCAGCCCCGGGCUCUUCUGCGGGACGGAGGCACCGUCCCUCCCGCCAGCCCCGCGCCGGAGCCCCGCGGCACAGGAACGCACCCAGCUGGAGGGAAGAGGCACGGGUGCGGUGUAAACCAGCGCCCGCUGUACCGGACUCGGAUGCCCCCGCCCCCGGGCUGCUGGAAGGCAGACACUCACCGAUUGUUCUUCGCCCUCCCCCGCCCCUCGCCUCUAAAAGCACCAGCGACCCGACCGAGGCACUUACCUUCCCCGUGUGGCUCCCGGGCCGCCAGGACGGGCGCUCAGCGCCCACCUCUCCCCACAGGCAAGCAGUCCUUCCUCCUCCUUUGCUCCAGGCGAGCAGCUCCAGCUCCGUCCCCGCAGCCCGGCGUCCCGGAGGUGUCAGCCGGCGGGUCCCAGCCGGGGCGGCACCAGCGGCUCCACUCUCCGUGGGACGAGCUGCUGACGGCGGGAGAAGGAGGGUGGCGGGGAGGGUCGCACUCUUCCUGGGAUGCGCCGCCGAAGUGGCUGCCUUCUCCUCCCCGCUCUCUGCCCGCUCCCUUCUUCGCGCUGUCCUGAGGUGCAGCCCGGACCUGUCCGUCCGUCCCGCUCGCCUCCCCCCGACCCGCUCCCAGGCGGCGAGCCGCGAGGCGCACAGGCCCCGCCGGCGGCCAGAAGGACUCGGGGGCGACGGGGGAUUCCGGCCCAGCCUCCCGGCCUCUCCCCGAGGCCUGAUGCACGCUCUCCGCGGGGAGAGGAGGCCCUGCCCCGGCCUGGCGAGCGGCGAGCAGCCCCGGGAAGGUCACUGGCAGCGUGGAGCAGAGCACGGAGAGGCUCCCUCCGGCACCGCCGCGGUCGUUGUUACUGCUGCCGGCCCAGCCUCAGCGGCCGCUGGGUGCCGCGCUCCGCCCGGGCUCUCUCCGUGCCAGUGCCCGGCGGCCGCCUCCGAGUCUGAGUGCCAGGCUGCCCCCUUCCCCUUCCUUCCUUCCUUCCUCCCUUGCCUCCCGCCCCUUCCCCGCUGCCAGCCUUCCCCCGCCGGCUCCCUCCGGCGCCCGGUGCCAGGCUGCCCCCUGCGGGUCUCGGUGCCGAGGCUGCCCGCCGCCGGCGCUGUGCCCGGCGAGCCGAGGCCAGGGUGGCCACCGCUGCCGUUCCGCGGGUGCCGGGAGCGGGCUGCUCGCCGCCGCUCUGCCCCGGGCUCAGCGGCAGCUGCAGUGACUGUGUGUCUGUGUCAUGUCUGUGCCUGGGCGGGCGGAGGCGCGGGGCCGAGGCGGAGCCAGCCCGCUGACACACCGCCCAGCGACAGGCUCCGAGCGCCCAACCAGCGGCUGCCGCCAGCGCGGCCGGCCCGCCCGCGCAGCGCUGAGCCCCGGGUCGCUACACCUGGGCCCGGGACAGCGAGCGCGUCCCGAGGGAGGGGACUGUGA
Neopsephotus bourkii (Bourke's parrot) is the source of this 1584-nucleotide messenger RNA. RefSeq lists its product as uncharacterized. Lineage: Eukaryota; Metazoa; Chordata; Aves; Psittaciformes; Psittacidae. The transcript has 2 exons. The record is from RefSeq and is a predicted model, not a curated record. Bases 1 to 1584 code for a protein of 527 amino acids.